AUCUUUCCAUUUUAUUCUACCUCAAGUUUAAAAAUUUAGAAUAAGCAUUAAAAAGUGUUUAACUACACUAACUACCUAGUGAAUUAAAUAUAAAGAAGUUUAUGUUCCUUACUACAUAUAAACUUAUCAAAUUAAUAAAAGAAGAAAUUUGUGUUCAGUCCUCUGUGAAAUAUCAACAAGUGAAAUUGUUUCAAUCUUUAUUCGAAAUGGCAGUGCGUGCUAAAAAGUAUAUUUAUGGAAGUGCUUUCAAGGGCGAACCAAAGCUUUCUGAUAUUCAGUUAGUCGAAGAAGAUUUGCCACCUCUAAAAGAUGGAGAAAUAUUGAUUGAAGCUCUGUUUUUGAGUGUAGAUCCUUAUAUGAGACCGUACAUGACAAGAUAUCCAGUAGGGACCCCAAUGAUUGGAGGUCAAAUGGCCAAAGUGAUCGAUUCGAAACAUUCCAAAUAUCCGAAAGGAACGAUUGUGUUUGCUCAAGUUGGUUGGCGCACACAUACAAUCGUUAAUCCUGAAGAACUCAAAAUACAGGAAUUUUAUGAGUUUCCAAAAUUUGAGGGUCUAUCCCCUUCUUUGGGUCUCGGAUAUUUGGGAAUGCCGGGAAACACUUCCUAUUUUGGUUUCUUAGAAAUUUGUAAACCAAAGGAAGGAGAAACUGUUGUUGUGACUGGUGCUGCGGGAGCUGUCGGUUCACUUGUUGGUCAAAUUGCUAAGCUUAAAGGAUGUCGAGUCAUUGGUUUUGCUGGUUCCGACGACAAAUGCAAAUGGUUAGAAGAUGAGUUAAACUUUGACAAAGCUAUCAACUACAAAAAAGGAGAUAUGGAAAAAGCAUUGAAGGAAGCGGCUCCCAAAGGGGUUGAUUGUUACUUUGAUAACGUUGGUGGUGAAUUGAGUUCAAUCAUUAUUCAUCAAAUGAAUUUGUUCGGCCGUAUAUCUGUUUGUGGGUCAAUUUCUGGGUACAACGAUCAAGAGAUUCUUGUUCCAGCACCACAGAAAAAAUUUGUUUUUUCACAACUUAAAAUGGAAGGAUUUAUUGUUUGGAACUGGGCAAGCCGUUGGUUUGAAGGCAUAACAGAGGUUGGAAAUUGGAUCCAAUCAGGAAAAGUCAAAUACCAUGAGACCAUAACACUUGGAUUUGAGAAUAUGCCAAAAGCUUUCAUUGAAAUGUUGCGUGGAAAAAACACUGGAAAGGCUAUUAUUAAAAAGCGUCAACAUAUAAACGGCUUGCAUAAUAAGAAAAUUAUCAUGAUGAUUCGGCGUCUUUUUUCGAGUAAUGCUUUAAAGGCACGUAAAUUUUUGUAUGUGAAACCAUUCAAAGGUGAACCCACUGCGUCAAACUUUGAACUUGUUGAGGAAGAUGUUCCUGCUUUGAAGGAUGGUGAGAUUUUAGCUGCAGCUGAAUAUAUUUCGGUUGAUCCUUAUAUGCGUCCUUAUAUGGCUAAUUAUGAGCCGCCUUGUACGAUGAUUGGUGGACAAAUUGCUAAUUUCCCAAAAGAUGAAAUAAUUUUUGGUCAAUUUGGAUGGAGAACGCAUAAAGUUCUCAACCCAACUGAAAGGCAGAAAGAAAGUUUUCAAGAUUGUUAUAUAUUGCCAAAAUGUGAAGGUCAUCCUACAUCAUUGGGUUUGGGAGUUCUUGGAAUGCCUGGUAAUACUGCUUAUUUUGGUCUUCUAGAAUUAUGCAAACCUAAAAAAGGAGAAACAAUUGUAAUAACUGGUGCUGCGGGUGCAGUCGGCUCCCUUGUUGGGCAAAUUGGAAAACUUCAAGGAUGUCGUGUGAUUGGUUUUGCUGGUUCCGAAGAUAAAUGUAGAUGGUUAGAAAAUGAAUACGGGUUUGACAAAGCGAUCAAUUACAAAUCGGAGAAUCUAUACAAACAAUUAAAAGCAGCGGCCCCAAAAGGUGUUGAUUGCUUUUUUGAUAACGUGGGAGGAGAAGCGAGUUCAAUGAUAUUUCAUCAAAUGAAUAAUUAUGGAAGAGUUGCAGUCUGUGGUGCAAUUUCUUCCUACAACUCUGAAAUACCAAAAGUUCCCGCACCACAAACUAUUUUUGUUUUUAAACAACUGAAAAUGGAAGGAUUUUUGGUCUGGAGAUGGUCUCAUAAAUGGAUGGAAGGGAUUACAGAAAUUGCAAAAUGGGUUCAAGACGGCAAAAUUAAGUAUCAUGAAACUGUAACUGAAAACUUUGAGAACAUGCCAAAAGCUUUUAUUGAAAUGCUACAAGGAAAAAAUUAUGGAAAAGCAAUUGUUAAA
Clunio marinus is the source of this 2240-nucleotide messenger RNA. The record is from the annotation of a GenBank genome assembly. NCBI's taxonomy places the organism in Eukaryota, Metazoa, Arthropoda, Insecta, Diptera, Chironomidae.